Molecule: messenger RNA, 651 nt
Organism: Egretta garzetta (little egret)
Lineage: Eukaryota; Metazoa; Chordata; Aves; Pelecaniformes; Ardeidae
Gene: SPCS2
Product: signal peptidase complex subunit 2
Exons: 4
Biological process (GO): protein targeting to ER
Cellular component (GO): signal peptidase complex; membrane
Source: RefSeq, a predicted model, not a curated record
CCAAACUCCCUUAACGCCCUUUGGGUUCCGUUGCAGUGGAAGAUUGACGACAAACCAGUAAAAAUUGACAAAUGGGACGGUUCAGCUGUGAAAAAUUCUUUGGACGACUCUGCCAAAAAGGUUCUCCUCGAGAAGUACAAGUACGUCGAAAAUUUCCGUUUGAUCGACGGCCGCCUCAUCAUCUGCACAAUCUCUUGUCUCUUUGCGAUUGUAGCUUUGAUUUGGGAUUACCUGCACCCCUUUCCUGAAUCCAAACCUGUCCUUGCCUUUUGUGUUGUAUCAUAUUUUGUGAUGAUGGGAAUCCUGACGAUUUAUACCUCAUACAAAGAGAAGAGUAUUUUCCUCGUAGCUCACAGAAAAGACCCCGCGGGGAUGGACCCCGAUGACGUUUGGCAGCUCUCCUCCAGUCUCAAACGGUUCGAUGACAAGUACACCCUGAAGCUGACUUUCAUCAGUGGGAAAACCAAACAGCAGAGGGAAGCAGAGUUCACCAAAUCCAUCGCGAAAUUCUUCGAUACCAACGGGACGUUGGUCAUGGAGGCCUACGAGCCCGAGGUGUCCAAGCUGCACGACAGCCUGGCCCUGGAGAGGAAAACAAAAUGAUUUCUGACGCUGCCUGCCUCCCGGGAACGUGCUAAAUUAAUGCCAAUA